CCCACCACCCACCACCCACCUCUUCAACCCCAUCUGAACGAGACUAAAUCGAAACUAAGCCUCCUGAGGUCCCUACCCACACCCACGCCCACUCCCACCACUCCACCACCUUGUCACUGUGCUGUACUCUGCCGCACCGCCUUACUACCUUACUACCCAUAUCCAAGAUCUUCUGUUCCUCAUCUACGAUCAUCUCUCUUCCCCUACACAUCUAUCUCUACCGGUGUCGACGACUUCUACGUCCUCGCUCGCUCUGCCGCUGUCACGGUCUUGUUAUCGUCACAUACGCCCUACCACGAAACGCACCCUUCGAUUCGAAGCGACCCCCCGUACACACUCUGUCACCUGUCACAACUGGUGCGAUCAAUACAUCCCAGAAACUCGCAGUUAGUUACGCUGGCGACAUCGUCCACCUCACCAUUACGACGCUGAAACCCCACGACUGCACACAACGCAGACAUACACAUACUCAAACGCUCCUACUUUUCGCCUACCUAGCGACGGUUGCCUCUCGCGCAAAAAGCAAACUCUGGGUCAUCUUAUGUGGAGAUAAGUUGGAGGUCAUAUAGGCAGCUUGCAUGGCAUUAAACCCCGACUUCUACAUCUACAACAUCCCGGAUCUUCGCCUUGACAAGCUCUUCGGCCUAACUUCGAAUCUCGAUAUUUGCGAUCGCUCUUCACGACCACGGCUGUGAAAAACAAUACGUCCAACGACGCGGGGCCUUGGCCGACGGCCUUGACACACGGCGGUUGCCAUAUGAUCGGUCGAAAUGAUGGCAGGCAACUUCCAGCAGAUGGGGAAUGCUGGAGGUAAUCCAGUGAUGAUGCAUCAAUCACAAGCACAGUAUCAGGCGCAGCAGAACGCGAUACAAACUGUGCUCCUUCAGAACAUCCAGCAACAGACACAGACGGCCACCUUAUCAGGAUGGCGAGCUAACAUUCCGAUCACAGAGCGCUUGGGUCAAGUGUGGCAUAUUGUCACUCAGUUGCGCCUAACCAAUGCCAAUACUGUGGCAAACGACAUACAAAAGAUGUGCGGGUUGGCGUUGAGUUUUGAGAAGGGAGCCUUCGAAAAUGCCGCGGAUAGAGAUACAUAUUUGGCACAGCUUCGCGACAAACUCGGGCAAUUAACGACGGCACGAAACCAAAUAUCAAUGAACGCACAAGCAGCGCUUCAGGCGCAAGCGCAAGCGCAAGCACAGGCCCAGGCGCAAGCCCAGGCUCAAGCACAGCAGAUGGGGAUGAUGAACCAAGGAGGCAUGCCGGGGCAGAUGGGCAGGCCUAACAUGGGCCAACCGGAGGCCCAGCAAACCUAUCAGCAUCUACAACAUCAGAUGCAGGCAUCACCACUCCCCGUCCAACAACCACAACCGCAACAGGGAGGCAUGGGGAUGGCUAACAAUAUGCAGCCUCAAAACAUGUCUCAGGCACAGCCACAAUUCCAGAUACCCAUGCAACAGCAACAAUCUCAACAGUCGCAGCAGCAACCUCAGCCUGGUAUGAAUAAUCGCCCGCAAGGCACGCAAGCUCAGUUGUCACCGGCGGAGCAAGCUAUGGUGCUCGAGAUGACGAAUAGGUAUAUGGCCGCUGCCUCGGAGGAGGACAAAAAUAACAUACGGAUGAACAUGCAGGGAAGAAUGGACCCGGCGACAUUGCUCCGCUAUCAGGCUCAGGGAAUGGAUCCCUUGAUUUUGUACUAUCGCAACCAGGUAGUGAGUCGCCUACGACAGGAAAAGCUACGGCAACAGCAACUUGCCAACCAGCAAUCGGGCCAAGGUAUGGCAGCAAACAGACCCCAAUCUGCGGUUCCAAUGCAACAGCAACGAUCGGGAAAUCCCAAUGCCGUCGGAGGCCAACCACAGGAACCACAGCAGCAGGUGAUUGGUAGUGCCGAUUUUGGCUUUUUAGGUGGAGUGGACCAACAAAACCAGAAUGCGAAUCUUGUUCAGGAGGCGGGGCAAAUCGGAAUCCCACAAAAUGCCCAGCAGGGGAAUACCACACCCCAACCGAUCACCGGCCUACCCGGUCAGGGUGUAACACCAAAUAACCAGCGUGUUGCGCAGAACCCAAAUGUGAGGGCGCAGCAGCAGUUCAACGCCCAACAAGCUCAACAGGAGCGCAUAAACCAAGCCGCUCAGGCACAAGUUCAGGCCCAGGCUCGUGCCAAAGCUCAGCAAAUGGGGCUUCACGGCCAACCUGGCGGCAUGGGACCCAUGCCUCCAGCGCAGAGCCCAGCCAUGAACACGCUAAAUGCCCCUCUCGUCAGAGCACCGCAGCAAAAUCCUGGAGCAGAGAAUCAACAGUUGAACCAAUCUGGACAAGCACACUUCGGACAGCCUAUCGACCCUCGUUUCGCCGCGGCAAUGAACCAGCGGGCCGGAGGCAAUGGACAGAACGCCGGCAUUAUGUUUCCCGCCAACAUGACGCAAGAGCAACGCCAAAAGCUCUCAGCAUUACCUGCAGACAAGCUGAAUGAGGUUAUUGGAAAGUGGAAUGAGCGAGUCGUGCCGCCUGGGCAGCAGGGUAGGCCAAUGGGGCCAAUGCCGGGGAAUGGCCAAAUGGUCCGGCCCAACCAGGGAAUGCCACAGGCUGGGAUGAAACAACAGAAUGUAGCGAACCAGAUGGGGGCUCAGUUUUUGCCAAAUGGCCAGCAAAUUCAACGUCCUAACCAGCAAAUGAUGGCCGGAAUGAACCCGCAGCAGCAGAUGCUCAUGCAGCAACAGAUCGCGAACAGAAUGUCCCAGCAGCAAGCGCAGGGCCGCAAUGUGCCGCAGACCCCAAUGGGAGAUAUGGCUGCCAUUAGCCAAAUCGACCAUAUGGAGUUCCCAGCACAAGCGGUUCAGAAUAUUCCACGACAGGUACCACCGGAGAUUAAGAGGUGGGGCCAGUUGAAAACCUGGGUUGCUCAAAACUUCGGAAAUAUGCCCCAGUUAUUGGAGCAAGUGAAGCAGCUUCAAAGGAUGCACUACCAAGGCCUCGUCCGCGCUAGAAUGACACAACAGCAGCAGCGUUUGCAGCAACAGGCCGGCAGGAACAUGAACCAAGUAGGCGGCCAGCCACAAAUGGGCGUAAACCCCGCGAUGGGAGCUCCUGUUGCUCAGAUGGGCCAGCCACAGCCGCAACAGAAUCACCAAAUAGCACAGAACAUGGCUAGCGCAGCGACCGUGUCCAUGGAGGACAUCCAAAAGGCUAGAGCGCAUCCAAGCGGAAGAUUGGCAGGCAUGAGUGACGAUCAAAUCAGGGAAACGUUGGUCAAAAAUCAAUUGCUGAACCGACAACGGCAGCUGGCGCAGAUACAACAACAGCAGCAAAUGCAUCAGGGGUUAAUACCCCAAGCGACUGGACAGGCCGGCCCUAUGGCUGCUGCGCAGCGUCCUGGAGUACAACAGCCCCAGGCUCAGCAAGGGCAAGCAGCGCAAGGACAGAAGAUGGCAAGGCCCCAGAGCGGACAACCAGCUGUGCAGCCGACACGCCCACCACAAGCUCAACCGUCAGCUGAUGUGAAACAGCCUACGGCUGCGCAAGCGCGUGCUGCAAAGGCUAAACAGCCAGCAUCAUCUCCAGCUCAGCCUCAACAAGGCAAGAGCUUGAAGCGAGCUAGUAGUGAUGAUGUUGUUGAGGUUCCGAAUCCAAAUGCUCAGCAAGCUGCCAGGCAGACUCAGCAGCAGCAGCAGGUGAACCAACAGCAGAAGCCCGGACAGCCACAACCGCCCCGGUUCAAUCUUACGGCAGAGCAGGUAGCUUCUCUUACUCCCGACCAGAGAAAGCAGUAUAUCCAGAGCAUGCAGCGAUUCCAACAGAGCAAACCCCAAGUUGGUCCUCUGCCUACGCCGGAAGACAUGACGCUAUUCCACUCAAUUAGACAAGAAGAAAUCUCGAAAUUCAAGGCCCCGGAGGACUUGCCGAUGGAUCAAAACACGAGGCAGGCUGUGGCGAACAAGUUGGUUAACACAGCACCGAAACUCUCAAAUGUCUCUAAAGUGGCACCACGCUGGUUCGCCAUUACGCAUGAUGAGAACCGAUUGAGAACCUUCUUCCGCACUCAAAUCAAAGUUGCCCAGCAGUUUGAGGAUCCGUCAAUGCAGACCCCGAAACAGACCUUUUCUAUGGGGAUGAAAGAUGUCGACGAAGCUUUGAACAUUGCCCAGAACAUGAUUGCGGAUGUGCUUGUCAAAUACCCUGGCCUAUCAAGAUCGCAAGGUGCUGCAGGUCCAGCUACUGGCCAGCCUCCAGCCACUGGAGCUAUGCCUCAGCCGUCCGUGCCACUCAAUGCGGCCAAUCUUCAGCAACAACAGCAGGCAUUGGCGAAGCAGCAGCAGCAAAACAAGGCUCGCAACCGCUCGGUCAGUAAAUCACAGACACCAGCGGCACCGACUACUUCGCAACCGCCGUUUGCCCUCAACUCACCCCAUGGCGUGCCUGUCAUGUAUGGACCGCCGCAGAUCGACUCUACGCAGCUCCAUAUCCCGCCCAAGAAGAAGAGGAAGAACAGCAACAGCUCUCCACAAGCUGCCACCCAGAAGAUCCUUCCUCCGCAAGCUGCUGGCGCGCCGGAUAUGCAACAGGAGCAGAUGGGAGAAGUUAAGCAAGGGCCAACGAUGUGGGGAUGCCCGGAGAUCGAUUGUGACCAUUUCUUCAACGAUCCAUUUGCGACCGAAGAGGAGCUGGAGAAACACAAGGAAGAAGAGCAUGUUAAGCCUCUGAAGGAGCCUGUAACGUUUAUGCUAAAUCAAUUGUCGCGGAUGGUUGGCCUGGAGGAAGAUGGAACGACGAAGAAGAGCGAAACAGCAGAUGGAGCCGCUGAUGUCGACAGCAAGGGUGCAGCCGCUUCUGCAGUGCCUAUGAAAGCACAGACUAGCACAACCGGAAAGCCUAGCCCCGCCACGUCCACCAAGACGACAAAGCCAUCCGAUGGGAAACAAGGUACACCAGUAGCGGCGAAACAGGUUCCUGCCAAGGGUCAGCCUGCACCUAAGGCUGAGCCGACUCCAGAGAAUCUAUGGGCCAACUCGUCUGUCAAUCCCCAGGAUCUGCUGCACAACUUCCAGAAAUUCGAGACUGGAGCCGGAGGUGCCAUCUCGAACAUGGACGUCUAUCGCUCCAUCACGCCGAACGACACGCCGGAGUCGAGCAAGGAUGGGAUCUCUGAACCCAAUAGCGAUAUCACGGAGGGCAUGGAUCUGAGCAUCGACCUUCACUCCAGCGAGUUUGACGUCAACUGGAUGCCCUUUGGGGCGAGCGUCGCGGAUGACCUCUUGGGAUUCGGGGAGAUCACCGUCGGCGGCGUGGACGACUCGGUGAUGGUCGACUCCGACCUGUUGGCGAACAACGAUUCCCAGUCCUGGGACCAGUUCAUCGACUUCUCGGCGCCGGACAAGCCGUUUCCGUUUGAUACAUCGUUGUUCGGGAUGAACGAACAGGAUCUGUAAGAGGAUGAUGUAUCUUUAUUGAAAGAAAUUUAGAGGACGGGGGGGGCGUGUUCUUUUUGGAGUUAUUUUGAUGAGUGCUUUGAUUUUUGGGGGAAUAUCUUGGGUCGAUUCGAAUUUUUACACGGGGCGCGGGAAUUGCGGUAUCUGUUGGAAGGGGGAGAUUAAAAUUUUUGAUGGCGAUAGCGCGGCGUUGGGGGUGAUUGAUCUAUUGUAUGGAAGCUGGAAGCUGAGCGCGACUGUAGGAAGGAAAGAAAGUACGGUUUACUCUAGGGGGGUGUAUUUUAGUUUUUAGCUCUCGGAGCCCGUGACGAUAUUUUCUCAUGAAUAUUCUUAAUGAUCUAUAUAUGGUUUUCUGGCGA
Molecule: messenger RNA, 5788 nt
Organism: Pseudogymnoascus verrucosus
Lineage: Eukaryota; Fungi; Ascomycota; Leotiomycetes; Thelebolales; Thelebolaceae
Exons: 5
Coding region: 771-5429 (1552 amino acids)
Biological process (GO): regulation of transcription by RNA polymerase II
Cellular component (GO): mediator complex
Molecular function (GO): transcription coregulator activity
Source: RefSeq, a predicted model, not a curated record